AUGUUAAACAAGAAAUUGUCGGAGAACGACGUUCGAGCUCUUUUUGCGGGACACGGCGCCAUAGAAGAGUGCACCGUGUUGAGAGAUGCGCAAGGACAGAGCAAAGGAUGUGCAUUUGUCACCUUCGUGUCGAAGCAGGCGGCUAUCGCGGCUAUAAAGUCACUACAUCACAGUCAGACUAUGGAAGGGUGUUCGGCACCACUCGUAGUAAAAUUCGCUGACACACAGAAGGAGAAGGAACAGAAGAAGUUACAAGCGAUGCAAGCGAGCUUAUGGGGUCUUACAACACCGGUAACGCCGACUGCGUAUCUCGCGUCGGAAACCGCUCUAUCGCCCGCAACACAGUUGCAACUGUUGCAACAGUUGCAGGCUGUUGGUCUUCAACAACAACUGCUUCAAGGCCAGGGAUCUACGUUGUUACAAGGUGUUAACUAUCAGGAUAUCGCUUUCAAUGGCGCAGGGCUGAGUGGGGGCGGAGUGGGGACUGCAGAGCAGUUGGGGGGUCUACUGGCGCCAGUGAGCGUUCAGAAUCUCGCGGCAUUAGCAGCGAUGACCCAACCAGUAGUCUCUCAAGCUACACAAAUCGCACCCGCCUCUGCGCCUCAACCUACAGCUCCUCAAUUGUGUCUUCUCGGGAAGACUAACAUCACAGGGUCCACAGCCGAGCCUCUAGGGUCUGCAUACGCUGCGCAGUUCGGCACGGCGUACGCCGCGGCGCCACUCGGCUCCGUGCUGGGGUCGGCCGCCGCCGCCGCCGCCGGCAAACAGGUUGAAGGACCCGAGGGCGGGAACCUCUUCAUAUAUCACUUACCGCAAGAAUUUACGGAUACAGACCUAGCGUCCACGUUCCUACCGUUCGGUCAUGUCAUAUCGGCUAAAGUGUUCAUAGACAAACAGACAAACCUCUCUAAGUGCUUCGGUUUCGUCUCAUACGAUAACGCAGCCUCCGCACAGGCGGCCAUACAAGCCAUGAACGGCUUCCAAAUAGGUACAAAGAGACUCAAAGUUCAACUGAAACGUUCUAAAGAACUGUCGAGACCGUAC
Molecule: messenger RNA, 1044 nt
Organism: Brenthis ino (lesser marbled fritillary)
Lineage: Eukaryota; Metazoa; Arthropoda; Insecta; Lepidoptera; Nymphalidae
Source: the annotation of a GenBank genome assembly